AUGUGGUUGAAGAAAGUUCUUCCUGCUGCCUUUCUGGUAUGUGUGAGUUCAGCAGACCAGCAAGCUGCUGGAUCAUCUUUCACACCAGCACGACCACCAGCCAUUCCACUCGCGGUCAAGUCUCCUUACUUAAACACGUGGCUACAAGCUGGAAGGGAAGGUGGUAAUGGGGGGUAUCUCGCAGGCCAGUGGCCUCAAUUCUGGGCGGGCCAAAUUACAGCCUGGGCGGGGAUGAUUCGUGUCGAUGGCGAAACUUAUACUUGGAUGGGUUCUCCAGGACCUCAAUCGGUCACUCAAAAGGCUUUCAGUUAUACCGCUACAAGCAGUCAGUUCACAAUGGAUGUUGGUGGGAAAGUGGAAAUGAAUAUCACAUUCACAUCACCCAUCACACCUGAUGAUAUGAAGAGACAGUCACUGUUGUUUUCUUAUCUCGAGGCUCGAGUUUACUCCAUAGACGGAGCAAAGCACAAGGUUCAAUUGUAUACUGAUAUCUCUGCUGAAUGGGUAGCAGGAGAUCACGGUGCAGUAGCUCAAUGGGGCUACGGAGUCACUUCUGACAACGUUACUUACCACAAAGUUGCUAGACAGACACAACUCGAGUUUAGCGAAACUUCUGAUCAAGCAGAUUGGGGUAACUGGUACUAUUCCACAAAGAACAGAGACAACCUUGCCUACCAAUCUGGCUCAGACCGUGACGUCCGUGGUCAAUUCCAAAGCACCGGAAAGCUAGCCAAUACCAAAGAUACCAAUUACAGACCUAUCAACCAGCAAUAUCCUGUUUUUGGAUUCUCAAGCGACUUUGGCACGAUUCAGCAGGAAACUCAUAGCACGUUGUAUACCAUUGGCUUAACUCAAGAACAGGCUGUUCAGUUUGAUGGUGCUUCUGGUGUUGUUCCUCUGCCAUCUCUGUGGACGAGUUACUUUUCAAGUGAGGAAGAAGCUGUCGGCUUCUUCUACAACGACUACGGAGGAGCCAGCAGAACAGCCAGAGGCCUCGACAACAAAAUCAACCGAGAUUCCAUCGCCGCAGGAGGUCAAGACUACGCAACAGCAACAAGCCUCGCAACCCGACAAGCAUUCGGCGCCACGCAACUAGUAGGCAACCUCACCAAACAAUACCUCUUCCUCAAAGAAAUCAGCUCCGACGGCAACACCCAAACCGUCGACGUGAUCUUCCCCUUCCACCCCAUCCUCCUCUACCUGCAGCCCUCCUACCUAAAACUCCUCCUGGACCCCCUCUUCGAAAACCAAGAAAGCGGCCACUAUCCAAACAUGUACUCGAUGCACGAUCUAGGCUCGCACUACCCCAACGCAACCGGCCACGCCGACGGCAACGAUGAACCGCAACCGCUCGAAGAAUGCGGCAACAUGCUCAUCAUGACACUCGCCUACUACCAACGCACGCUCGAUAUCGCAUACCUCUCCGCCCACUUCCCCAUCCUAGAUCAAUGGACGCAAUACCUCAUAACCUCCGCGCUCAUCCCCGCAGACCAGAUUUCCACCGACGACUUCGCAGGCUCGCUCGCCAACCAGACAAACCUAGCUUUAAAAGGUAUAAUCGGGACCCGCGCCAUGGCAACCAUAGCUAAUCUAACCGGCCACUACGAGGUCGGCGCGAACUACACGACCAUCUCCUCCUCUUACAUCCAGUCCUGGCAAAACCUUUCCACAACCCCCCUACCCAUCCCACACACCACACUCUCCUACAACAACCCCAGCACCCACGGCCUGCUGUACAAUCUCUACGCCGACCGUCUCUUAUCCCUGAAUCUCGUGCCCCAGGGGGUCUACGACAUGCAAAGCGCGUUCUACGGCACGAUCAUGGAGACGUACGGCGUACCGCUCGACACACGCCAUGGCUACACGAAGGCGGAUUGGGAGAUGUUCGUUGCCGCUGUAGCAGGGGAGAGCACGAAGGUGAUGUUUAUGGAGCGGAUUGCGCGGUGGAUUGACGAGAUGCCGAUCGGGGCGCCGUUGACGGAUUGGUAUGAUGCGGGGAGUGGGGAUUGGCCGAUUGGAUCCGGACACUUCACAGCGAGGCCUGUGGUUGGGGGGUUCUUUGCUUUGUUGGCGUUGGAUUGA
Molecule: messenger RNA, 2082 nt
Organism: Glarea lozoyensis ATCC 20868
Lineage: Eukaryota; Fungi; Ascomycota; Leotiomycetes; Helotiales; Helotiaceae
Product: glutaminase GtaA
Exons: 5
Coding region: 1-2082 (693 amino acids)
Source: RefSeq, a predicted model, not a curated record